Micropterus dolomieu (smallmouth bass) is the source of this 2730-nucleotide messenger RNA. It is a transcript of the gene gprin3b, whose product is annotated as GPRIN family member 3b. The transcript has a single exon. Bases 45 to 2243 code for a protein of 732 amino acids. Gene Ontology annotation, biological process: neuron projection development. The record is from RefSeq and is a predicted model, not a curated record. Gene Ontology annotation, cellular component: plasma membrane. NCBI's taxonomy places the organism in Eukaryota, Metazoa, Chordata, Actinopteri, Centrarchiformes, Centrarchidae.
UGUGGAUUACGAGAAUAUUUAAAGACGGAAACUGUGAAUCCGGGAUGGGAACUAACCCAAAAAGGACAGUGACAGUCCAGAUGGUGCCUCAGCUGGCUGUGGUGGACACGCUGGGUAAUAAGGAGACUAAUGCCAACUGGGCUAAAGAGCCCAACCUCAAACUCUCUCAGGUUUGUCCAAAACCCACCCUCACAUCUCCAGACCACAAACAGGAUAACUUAUCUCUGACUGCUUCUCCCGCAAACACCAUCCCACAUACCCAAAAAACAGCUUCCAAGGGAGAGGAACCAGUUAGCAGCGCUGCGUCAGACAAACCAGUACCAACUAAUGGAAACCAGACAAAGUCAGAGCUUGUUACAGGUGGAGACCAACAGAUGCCAAACCUGUCGCUAACAGGUGAUGGCGUGGGUGAGGCAGGAGCCGGACAGAGGGAUUCCAACGCUAAUAUGAAAAUGGUAUGCCUGGCUGAUGAAAAGGAUAUCUGUAAGGCUGCUGUGUCGCCUGCUCUUUCAGCGUCAAAGGUCGACAUACAGACCAAUGACUGCAGAAUAAAAGGGCCAAGUGCAGCUGAGGAGGAGUGUACAAAGCUGACAUCCUCGGCCAAAGCCACAGCACGAGAGGACAGCAAUAAAAAUGUUUCUCCAAAUAAUAAAAAUCUUAACAACGCAUGUGAAUUAAGGCAUACAGUAUCUGAACUACAACACGAUGAUAAAGGGAGUAUUCCAGCUCCCAAAAAUGAGGGCUCUGCUGUACCACAGAAAUCUCAAGAGCCGGAUCAUAUACAUGGCUGCUCACAAAGCUCUGUCAGUCAGCAAGGGACACCUAAACCUAAACAAAGCAUAGAAACAACUGCAGCUCCACCUAAGAGCAAAGAUGCAGAGGCCGGGUUUACAAAUAAGAAUUCAAGUUCAACACAUCCAGAGAAAGAUUUGCCACCAGUAAAGAAACCACAGGUCUCCUCAGAUCAACAUCAGCCAGUGUCUUCACAGAAGGACUCUUCCACUCCUCCUCAGGCUAUACAAAACAUGCCAGCAUAUGGGCAGGUGGCUAAGGAAGCCAGCCAGACUGUCACAGCUGUCUUUGAAGGGCAGCAGCAGCAGCAGCACUCCAAGCUGUACAGGGAGGUUUCGACGAUGACCUUAACCCUGCUUUCCACGCCAGUCAAGCAGUGCAGUGAUAUGGAGGUUCAGGCGGUGGCUAAUAUGUGUAGCAAGGCUGUGGCAACAAGUCCGAGCCUGCUUCCUUUCGCUGUGACUCGCAGGCCGAGUGGUGGUGCAGUCCCCAGGGAGGAGGCGCAGAGCCUGGCUGUAGUCUACCAGGUCGACAGGGGUGUUGGACUACAUCAGAUGAACAUAAAUACAAUCUCUGCCUCUACUGAUUCGAGGUCAGAGAGACUCACUGUUGAGGCGGAGAUGUGCCUCAACCAUAAUGCUGCCGGGGUUUUCCACUCAGAAACUUUGUCCCAGCAGCAAGACAAUAGGCUCGGAGCAAAGCCUAAAGACCCCGGGUCAGCUCUCUGCAACACCCAGCCAGUUUAUCAAAUCAACAUUGAACACAGCAACCACAAGGAGCAAGGAGAGACAGGAAGCUCCCAGUAUAAAACAGAAGUUCAGACAUCUGCAGUGAAAAUAGCCACCACUGAUGCAACCUCUCUCAAACCAGGAACACUCCAAGAGACAGCUUCCAAGUCUGGAUCAGCUGACAGUAACAGUGCUGUGGUGUCUCAGGCUGCUGUUACAACCAAGCCCAACCAGGCUCUGCCAACAACAACAGCAACAAACACUACGUCAAAGUCAGAACUUACUAAAGAUAAAGCUGGAAGUCCUAAAGCAAAGGCUAAAGCUAAAGGGAAAACUCUGACAAAGGAGACAAAGUCUGGCAAACAGCAGAAAGAAUCAGAGAGAAAGGAGGAAGAAGAGGACCAGUCUGAAAAGGAGAAAGAAAAGGGCAUCCAUGAUGUCGUCUGGGAUGAGCAAGGGAUGACUUGGGAGGUCUAUGGUGCUUCUGUGGACCCAGAAUCCCUUGGUUUUGCCAUUCAGAGCCACUUACAGUGCAAAAUCAAGGAGCAAGAGAGGAAACUGAUAGCCCAGACCUCCUUCCGAAAGUCAAUCUCUGGUGGUGACUCUCCGAAACAUGUCAGGAAGAACAAAAGGAGGCAGCAGAACAUUUUCAGGUCAAUGCUGCAAAAUGUCAGGCGGCCCAACUGCUGCAUGCGUCCCCCUCCCUCGUCCGUCCUCGAGUAGCACAGCACAGAGGUAGCCAAUGUCAGACUCCUCCCAUUUCCUAGAGGUCAAAACGUUUGUCCUCCCCUCGUCAUGAUUACAAUGUCAAGUGAAACAUUAACGUGACGACAAUCCCUGUAAGUAAGUAUACUGGAGUGAUGUAGCAUAAAGAGUCAAACUAUUUGUGAUGUUUGUGAUCAAAGAAGGUAGGGAAUAGAAAUAUAAAAUGAACAACUCAAGGCUUAUUUUCUAAAAGAUAAAGAUACGUAUUAUAAAAAGAGAGAAACUGUUUUUAAAUAACAAAGGCAAUAAUAGUGAAACGCAUGUAUAUUAGUUAAAAAAGGCACUGAUCAUGGGGUAGACGUAUUAUUUACUGUCAGAAUAUUUGUGCAGAUAUGUUAAACCAACAUCUCAUUACAUUUGGUGCACUUGGUAUAUGUAUUUGAGGUGUUUUGGGGCCCUAUAUUUAUACGAUUGCUGUAUUUUCUUUUCAGCCACGUUUAUUUUC